Messenger RNA from Clupea harengus (Atlantic herring), 2163 nucleotides. Its product is annotated as keratin, type I cytoskeletal 50 kDa-like. The record is from RefSeq and is a predicted model, not a curated record. Gene Ontology annotation, cellular component: cytoskeleton. NCBI's taxonomy places the organism in Eukaryota, Metazoa, Chordata, Actinopteri, Clupeiformes, Clupeidae. Gene Ontology annotation, molecular function: structural molecule activity.
GACUGACUUUGUGUGGUUGUAUUUGUUGAACAAAUAAUUUUCUGUCGUAUUCCACAAGUUAAAACCUACUGAAAUAGCUGAACCAGUGCGUUGAAAUUACUCUAAUUCUGAAUUUCGCUGCAGCAAACUAAUGAUAAAUUAUGACCAAUUUGUCGGCAUUUUUAACGACCUUUGCAUUUUAUGACAGUAAAACAUCAUGUUAACAUCAUAUGACAUUAGAACAUCAUGUUCCCAACUGAAACACCGUCUGAUGUCCCAAAAUAAUUAAGCAUGACAAGAUAAUAGGGGAUCAAACGGGAGCCUACGGCAUUCGACAUUUAAUGACGCCUUUUCCCCUGGAGAGCGCUUGUGGUUUUUAACGAUUAUGGCAACCCCUGAGUGAACAUUUCUCACUAAUGCAAACUGGCCGAAUCACCCAAGGCGGAAUCGCUGGAAUAUUUUCAAAGCCAUGCCAGUGUACCUUACGGCUUUUGCAUUUGUAUAAAAAGGCUUGUGCCCGUCUUCUCAUCACUCCUGAGCAGCUCGAAGAAGCUUCAGCAGCCUCAACUCACAAUGGCAACAACCUACUCCAGCCGUGUGUCCAUGUCCUCCGGAUCAUCCAUCGCAGGGGGUUUGUCUGGGCUCUCCCUGUCCGGAGGUGGAGCUCGCAUGAGCGUCAUGCGGGCUGGUAGUGUCUACGGCGGUGCAGGAGGAUCCGGAGUUCGCAUCUCCAGCGCUUUUGGAGCAGGCGGUGGCGGUGGCGCAGGGUUCGGGUUCGCUGCUGGCGGUGGUGGUGGCGGCGGUUUCAGCAUGGCCACCGGUGGGGGAGCUUUCGAGGCCGUCAUUGGCAACGGGAAAUUCACCAUGCAGAACCUGAACGACCGUCUGGCCUCCUACCUGGCCAAGGUGCACACCCUGGAGAAGGCCAACGCCGAGCUGGAGCUGAAGAUCAGACAGUUUCUGGCGGCUAAGAUCGGCCCUGCCAGCCAUGACUUCUCUGGCUUCAUGGUCACCAUCGGCGACCUCCAGGCCAGGAUUAUGGCCAUCAUCAGUGUUAAAGGAGGAACUGUGUUGGGUAUUGACAACGCCAAACUGGCUGCCGAUGACUUCAGAGUCAAAUAUGAGGCAGAGCUGGCCAUGCGCCUCUCCGUUGAGGCUGACAUCGCUGGACUCAGGAGGGUGCUGGAUGACCUCACCCUCUCCAAAUCCGACCUGGCCAUGCAGAUCACAGGCAUCCAGGAGGAGGUCGCCUACCUGAAGAAGAACCACCAGGAGGAUCUCCUGGUUCUUCGGGCACAUAUCGGCGGAACAGUAAACGUGGAGGUGGACGCUGCUCCUCAGGAGGACCUCACUAUCGUCCUGGCCGGCAUCCGUGAGCACUACGAGGCUGUGGCCACCAAGAACAGAAAGGAGCUGGAGGUCUGGUUCCAGGCAAAGUCCGAAGCGCUCAGCAAAGAAGUCCUGACAAGCACAGCCACCCUCCAGACGUCCACAUCAGAAGUCACAUCCAUCAGGACCACUGCACAGGCACUCCAGAUCGAGCUCCAAGGCCUUUUCAGCAUGAAAGCGUCCAUGGAAGCCACUCUGGCUGAGACACAGACCCGUUAUGCUGGCAUGCUGGCCAGCUUCCAGAUGCAGGUGAGCAGCUUGGAGGAGCAGCUUGGCGCUCUCCGCGGCGGCCUUGAGCACCAGGGCCACGAAUACGCAAUCCUGCUCGACAUCAAGACCAGACUGGAGCUGGAGAUCGCCGAAUACAGUAGACUGCUCGGCGGUGGCGCAUACGCUCACAGUCACAUCUCGAGCGGGUCGACUUAUUCAGCGUCGACUGUGUCAGCAGCGGCUGUGUCAACAGUGAUUGAGUCAGCAGUGAUUGAGUCAGCAGUGAUCGAGUCAGCAGUGAUCGAGUCAGCGGCAGUUGAAGCAGCUUCCACGACCGCCACGCGAACCAGAGUGGUCACAGUGGUUGAAGAGGUGGUUGAUGGACAGGUGGUGUCUUCUUCCACUACCUCCUCCAUCAUCGGUUCCUAAGGUGGUGCCGUCACUAAAGUGGAACCCCUGACCCACGACUUACCUGUUGCUGAUUCACCUGAGCACAAGGCAGGUUUAACCCUGCAGUUUGCCACAGGUCAUCUUUAAUAUCAAGUCACAAAAACUUCCAAUAAAGCAAGAGUCCACUAAAAUCUA